Messenger RNA from Emys orbicularis (European pond turtle), 1323 nucleotides. Its product is annotated as pituitary adenylate cyclase-activating polypeptide type I receptor-like. Gene Ontology annotation, biological process: cell surface receptor signaling pathway; adenylate cyclase-modulating G protein-coupled receptor signaling pathway. The transcript is spliced from 13 exons. Gene Ontology annotation, cellular component: plasma membrane. NCBI's taxonomy places the organism in Eukaryota, Metazoa, Chordata, Testudines, Emydidae. Gene Ontology annotation, molecular function: G protein-coupled peptide receptor activity; vasoactive intestinal polypeptide receptor activity; peptide hormone binding. The coding region runs from base 1 to 1323 and encodes 440 amino acids. The record is from RefSeq and is a predicted model, not a curated record.
AUGCUAAGUUUCUCCUGGGUGCUUCUCCCGCUGGUUGCUUCUAUCCACCCGGAAUGCAAGAUAUUCCAACAGGUGGUGAAAGACCAGGCUCUAUGUUUAGAAAAAAAUGAAGCUACUUUACCCAACUUAAAAGGAUGCCCAGGGGAUUGGGAUGGACUGAGUUGCUGGCCCAAAGCCACUUUUGGAGAAGUGGUAAAAGUUGCAUGCCCGGGUUUCUUUGAAGAAAUCACCAACACACAGGGUUUUCUGCAAAGAAACUGUACACAAGAGGCAUAUUGGUCAGAACCGUACCCACCGUACUCUAUUGCCUGCGGAUUUGAUGAAGGUUCCAGUAAAGGCCCUGAAGAUCAGAAAUCAUAUUAUUCUGCAUUUUGGCAUGUCUACACUGCUGGCUAUGCGACAUCUCUGACUUCACUCAUUACAGCUCUCGUUAUCUUUGCCAUCUUCAGAAAAUUCCACUGUACACGGAAUUACAUCCACAUGCACCUGUUUGUCUCUUUCAUCCUCAGAGCCACUGCUGUUUUCAUUAAAGAUGCUGUUUUGUUUGCUGAUGAAAAUAUGGACCACUGCUUAAUGUCAACGGUUGCAUGUAAGGUUGCAGUGGCAUUCUUUCAGUUCAGCAUUUUAGCCAACUUCUUCUGGCUCCUGGUAGAAGGGAUGUACUUGCAAACACUGCUGCUGUUGACAUUUGUUUCUGAUAAACAGUACGUGUGGUGGUUCAUUUUGAUUGGCUGGGGAACUCCCAGUGUGGUGAUGUGUGCUUGGAUCCUAACCCGAAUCUACAGACAGAAUACAGGAUGCUGGGAUGAUGAAGAUGAGAAUACAGCAGUGUUAUGGAUCAUCAGGGGACCCAUACUGCUAUCUGUAUUAAUUAACUUUAUUAUAUUUGUCAAUGUGAUCAGAAUUCUGGUGCAGAAAUUACAAUCUCCGGAAGUCAGCGGCAGCCAGUCUAGUCAUUUUGUGAGACUAGCUAAAUCCACCCUGCUCCUGAUCCCACUCUUUGGAGUGCACUAUAUCGUGUUUGCGUUUUGCCCAGAAAGCACUGGAUUGGAAGCUAGACUUUAUAUUGAGCUGGGCUUGGGCUCCUUUCAGGGCUUUGUUGUCGCCCUUCUAUAUUGCUUCUUAAAUGGAGAGGUUCAGGUUGAAUUAAAGAAGCGACUGCGCAAGUGGCAGUACCAAGAGUACCUGAACUUCACCCGCAAACCUCGGCGCAUGUCUAGAGAAAACAGCCCCGUUAACUAUGUCACUCAGUUAUCACUGCUUGAAAAAAUCAGCCCUAAGAGGAAAACCUCCCUCUUCCGGAAUGGCACAUCCUCCGUGUGA